UAAGGGUGUUUUGAGCAGCAAAACUCUUCAAGCUGUUCACUGAUAAGACAUCAAAUGGCAUUUGUGUUUAUAGUAGAUUUUGUUAAUUGAUCAGAUAGAUCACCAGGAACCAUGACUGGAUAAGAUUUUAGAUGAAAACAUCAUUAAUACAACAUAAUUUUAUACAUCAAACCACCUCAGUUGAAGACGGGACAACAACAUGGGAGCUUCUGAGUCUCAACCUGAGAAAAGGAUUGUGCUUCUUGGGAAAACUGGAGAUGGUAAGAGCAGCGCUGGGAAUACGAUUCUCAAACAGCAAGUCUUCAAGAGUAAAGCUUCACCUGAGUCUGUGACGGCUGAAUGUGUCAGUGGAGAUCGGAAGGUCGAUGGCAAAAAGAUCACAGUUAUUGACACUCCUGGACUCUUUGACACAGGAUUGGAUGAAGAGACCAUCAAAUCCGAGAUCAUUAGAUCCGUGAUUGAAAGCUCUCCGGGUCCAGACAUGUUCACCAUUGUCCUGAAGGUCGGGAGAUACACAGGACAAGAAAUGGAGAUUGUGGAUAAAAUCGUCGAGUAUUGUGGAGAAGAUACUUUUAAUCAUUCAGUGGUGUUAUUCACUCACGGAGAACAGCUAGAAGGUCAAACCAUCGAGGAAUUUGUGAAGAUGAGUCCAAAGCUACAGGAGCUUGUUGAUAAAUGUGGAGGCCGCUGUCAUGUCAUCGACAGUAAAUACUGGAAAAAGCGGCAAAUGGGAUACAGGAGCAACAGGGUUCAGGUGAAAAAUCUGCUGGAGACCAUCGAGCAGAAGCUGAAGGACAAUAAGAACAGCUGCUACACCAAUGAGCUUCUUCAGAUAGUGGAGGAAGAGAUUCAAGAGGAGAUGAAGAACAUAAACGAGGUCAAUUUGUUGCCAGAAGAGAAACGAGAAGUAGCAAAAAAGAUUGUGCACAAAAGACUUCUCGUUCGGCUUGCGGGAGUGACCACAGGGACACUGACCGGUGCUUUUCUGGGUAUCGGUGUCGCAGUGGCGUCUGUUGUGACUUUACUGAAAGCCGCCAAGGUUCCCGGAUUGGUAGAAGCAGGAACUGUAGCAGGAGCAGCUGGAGUCACGGGAAUCGCUGCAGGAGCAGCAGCAGUGAAGGCAGGGGUUGUUGCCGCAGGGGCUGGCGUUGGAUUAGCUGGUUCAGGUAUCGCUGCAGCUACAGGUGUCGCUUUUGGAGUUGCAGCUCUUGCCGGAGCGAUCGGAGGAGGAAUUACUGGAUACAAGGCGGCAGAUGAAGGCGAUUCAGUGUGUGACGCAAUAAAGAACACAGCCAAACUCAACUAUGAGAAUGCCAAAGGUGCAGUGAAAAAGGCAAAGAAACAUCAACACAAACUGUUAAAAAAGGAGAACAACAGUACGGAGGGAACAGAGCAGUUAUAGUGGUAUACUCUUUCGUUUUAAUUUUAAGAUUAGAGAUUAUAUUGUAGAUUAGGUUGUUGUAUGUGCUUUUUUUUUUUUUUUUUUUAAAUCUAAAUAAUGCAUGGUGGUUUUUAACUCUCUUCUCUUUAAUUAUAUGAACAUGCAGACAUAUUAUUUAUUAUGAAGUAUAUAUUUUUUGUUGCUGUGAUUAAUUAUAAUUCUAAUAAUAAAAUGAAUAAUAAUAAUAAAAUAUUUUUCUCUUUUCUAUUUGUGAAGGACUCGUUUUAUUCUUACAGUAUAAUCUUGGCCUGCAUGACAACGGCUAAAUCUCUCAUCACAUUUUAGUUAUUUUCUUAUAAGCUCUUAAUUUCAGGGUAUACUAAAAACUCUUCAUUUAUCUUUUUAUACAUGUUGCUGUCUGUCCAGCAGAUGGCGCUCGUGCAACUCGUACAUUAACUGUCUUGUAGUUAAACUUAGUUGCCAGUAAUUUUUGACAUGGAAGUGGCUUUAAUAUACGAAGAUCCAGCAGCUGUUGCAAGUAUUGAUUCUCAGUUUUACUGGUAGGAUGUUAUUGAAAAAAGUCACCCUGAAGACUACAGCUUUUAGAACUG
This is a messenger RNA of Ctenopharyngodon idella (grass carp), 1992 nucleotides long. RefSeq names its product GTPase IMAP family member 7-like. The transcript has 2 exons. Lineage: Eukaryota; Metazoa; Chordata; Actinopteri; Cypriniformes; Xenocyprididae. The record is from RefSeq and is a predicted model, not a curated record. Gene Ontology annotation, molecular function: GTP binding. The coding region runs from base 200 to 1402 and encodes 400 amino acids.